AGAGGGCUGAAGCUUCCCGUCAUGGGCACAGGAGUUUGGGCUUGGGGGGACGAAGCGAUCUGGAACUACGGUGCGCAGGGAGGAGCUUCAGUGCAAUCCAUAGAGGAAGCAUUGGAGGUCGUUGUCAGCAGUGAUCUUGGCUUCCUUGAUACGGCUGAGGUCUAUGGCAAUGGAGAGAGCGAGCGCCUCGUCGGCUCCCUGCUCAAGAAGCUGCCGGAAGAGAAGCGGCGCAAAGUAAGGGUGGCCACGAAGUUUUACCCGGUUGUGCCCUCGACGAAUCUUCCCCGGGGAGCUCAGGAUCUGAUCCCAGCACUUGAUGCCUCCUUGGCUCGUCUUCAGCUACCCAACGUCGACCUGUACCAGAUUCACGGCCCUGGUCUUCAGUCCUCAGGGGAGGAGAUUGGGGAAGCGCUGGCAGAGGCUGUGAUCUCAGGGAGGUGCAAGGCUGUUGGAGUCUCAAACUUUGCGUUCGAAGAGCUUCUGCCUGUCUACCGGAUCUUGGAGAAACGAGGGAUUCCGCUGACGUCAAAUCAGGUUGAAUUUUCUCUGCUCCGAAGGCUACCUGAAACAGGAGGAUUGCUCGAAGAAUGCAGGAAGCUUGGAAUCUCUAUACUUGCAUACUCGCCUCUGGGGAUGGGAAGGUUGACGGGAAAGUACGGCAAGGACAAGAAGGCCCCUCGCUCGAGGUUCUUCGGGAGGGUUUCAGAUACCAAGGCAAGAUGGCUGCUCUGGAUCGUCCAGCUCGAAGCUCUGCUCGACCGCAUGCGGGAAGUAGGAGCGGCGCAUGGAGGGAAGACCCCAGGGCAGGUCGCCCUCAAUUGGGUCAUGUGCAAGGGCGCCAUUCCCAUCCCCGGAUGCAAGAACGCCAGGCAAGCACAGGAGAACGCAGGGGCCCUUGGCUGGCGACUGAGCGAUGAGGAGGUCCACAGUCUUGAUCUCCUU
This is a messenger RNA of Guillardia theta CCMP2712, 942 nucleotides long. RefSeq lists its product as hypothetical. Lineage: Eukaryota; Cryptophyceae; Pyrenomonadales; Geminigeraceae. Gene Ontology annotation, cellular component: cytoplasm. The transcript has 8 exons. The annotation marks the transcript as partial. The record is from RefSeq and is a predicted model, not a curated record.